CGCUUUCCCACCUCAGCACUAUGGCUGCAUAUUUCGCCGCACGACACCGAGCCAUGCGCGUCGUCGCCGCGCGACCGGUCGCGCGAUGUGCGACGACGCGCGCGCAGCCGAACCCCAUCGCGACGUUCAACACGUCCUACGGCAGUUUCAAGGCCGAGAUCUACCUCGACCGCGUGCCGCGCACGGCGAGCAACUUCAUCGACCUCGCGCGGUCGGGCUUCUACGACGGCCUGCACGUGCACCGCGUCGUGCCCGGCUUCAUGGCCCAGUUCGGCUGCCCGGAGUCGCGCGACCCGCGGUCGCCGCUCCAGGGCGUCGGCGGCCCGCCCGACGGCGCCUUCGAGAACCUGGUCACCAACGAGACGGAGCAGCGGUCCAACGGCGGCCUCAUCGCCGACGAGCACGUCGACCGCACGUCCAACGGCCCCGGCACGCUGUCCAUGGCGAACACGGGCGCGCCGGACAGCGGCGGCUCGCAGUUUUUCUUCAACGUCGGCGGCAACGCGCAGCUCGACUGGUUCUCGCCGGGCCCGAGCCGGCACGUCGUCUUCGGCGCGCUCGUCGACUCCGCGGCCUACGAGACGGCCGUGGCCAUCUCGCGCGUCCGCGCGGACGACGACGACCGGCCCGUCGAGCCCGUCGAGGUCCGGUCCGUGCGCGUCGACGCGCCGGAGAGGCAGGCGCGGACGCUCACGUGGGACGACGAGCAGGAGCUCGCGCACCUCGCGCGCAUGCGCCGCGGCGCCGCGGGCGAGGACGCGGACGCGACGUUCGCCGGGCGCAUGGGCGUCGGCGGCGCGGCGCCGCUGAGCGCCGAGGUCUUGGAGUCCGCGGACCGGCGCACGGCGGUCACGGAGGUCGACGCCGGCGGCUUCGAGCUCAACGGCGACGUCUUCGUGCCGUCGAGCGUCGCCUGCCUCGCGCACAGCGCGUUCCUCUGGAAGGCGCGGCGGCCCGAGGACGUCACCGUCGAGUCGAUGCGCCUCUUCACGGCCGUGCACCCGCGGCCGGAGAUCGUCGUGUUGGGGUUGGGCGCCAAGGGCCCGCGGGAGCGGCUGCUCGACGUGGAGCUCUUCUUCCGCGACGAGGGCAUCGCGCUGGAGCAGAUGGACACGGCGAACGCGGUCCACACGUUCAACAUCCUCAACGACGAGAAGCGCGAGGUCGGCGCGGCGCUGCUGACGCUCGAGCCCCGCGGCGCCGACGAGUACGCCGACCCGUUCGCCGCGGCGCUCGCGGGGGAUGGUAACAAGGGGUGAUUGCG
Molecule: messenger RNA, 1264 nt
Organism: Aureococcus anophagefferens
Lineage: Eukaryota; Pelagophyceae; Pelagomonadales; Pelagomonadaceae
Exons: 2
Coding region: 21-1259 (412 amino acids)
Biological process (GO): protein folding; protein peptidyl-prolyl isomerization
Molecular function (GO): peptidyl-prolyl cis-trans isomerase activity
Source: RefSeq, a predicted model, not a curated record